Protopterus annectens (West African lungfish) is the source of this 3717-nucleotide messenger RNA. RefSeq names its product mucin-6-like. The transcript is spliced from 28 exons. Bases 73 to 3717 code for a protein of 1214 amino acids. The record is from RefSeq and is a predicted model, not a curated record. Gene Ontology annotation, cellular component: extracellular matrix. Gene Ontology annotation, molecular function: protein binding. Lineage: Eukaryota; Metazoa; Chordata; Ceratodontiformes; Protopteridae.
UAGGCUGCCGUGACAACUAGUGAGUGACUACUUUGGAAGGGUAAAACCUUGCAAAAUAGCAAGGUGUCAGCCAUGAUCCAGAAAAUUCUUCUUCUGUGCUUCUGUGCUAUUUUGCAAUCUUCUGGUUAUCUUCCCAGGUAUGAACCUGAAGUUCCCUACGGAAUAUGCAGCAUGUUUAGCAGUGGACAUAUUAUGCCAUUUAGCAUGAAGACAUUUAACUUCAUUGGAAAUUGCAACUACCUUUUUACUGAAGACUGCUCUAGUAGACAGCCCCAGUUUUCCAUCUGGGUGAGAACUACAAAAACGGGACUUAUUGAAUACAGCUCAAUUUUGCUACGAGGGGGUGAAAUUAUCAAUAACAAUGGUACUGUCAGUAUCAGCAUCACUCAAUCUUCCAUACAGUUCCAAUCAGCCACAGUUCAAAUUCAGAAUUACGACUAUAUGCAUCAUAUAAUAAUUGAUUUUCCAGAUAAUGAAGUAAAUGUCUACUGGAUGUUUGGAAAUCAUCUUCCUUUAAAUCAGAUAGUGGUUUCCAUUAAAUACAAACCGAAGUUCCAUACAUGUGGUAUCUGUGGCAGUCUUGGAAAUUCUAGCCAGGCGAGCAAAUUAGCUGACAAGAAAUUAAGGCCAAUUUUCGCUUUACCAAAAAAUGCUCCUCCUCAGACAGUAUGCCUUCCAGUGGUACCCAUGCCUACAAAGUCUUGUACACAAUAUCUUUCUAAUUGUACAACAUUAAUUGAUGGAAUAACUUCAGACAGCAAGGUGGACAUAAAACUAUACACUAUACUUUGCCAAGAAGAUCUGUGUGAAUGUGAAACUAAAGGAAACCCAUCAUGUGCCUGUGCUACACUGACAGAUUUUUCAUUAAGAAACAGCAUUGCAAAAGCAGACGUCAACAACUGGAGAAGGGACGAUUUCUGCUCAUUAGGAUGGUGCCCUGCUGAUAAAGUCUAUAAAGAGAAUGAAAGUCCCUGUUUUCCUACCUGUUCAAAUCCAGGAUACAGUUGUAACUCUCACAAUAUUUUUGGCUGCUUCUGCACAAAUGGAACUAUAUUUGAUGAUAUUUCGGGGACCAACAAAUGUAUUCCUGCUCCUGAAUGCCCUUGUCUGUUUCAUGGAGAGAUAUACAGAGAUGGUGACAUAACCCAAACACCUUGCAGAAAAUGUGUAUGUGAACAAGGUAACUGGCAGUGUGUUGAAAAAGCAUGUCCAGGAAGCUGUUCAAUUGAAGGUGGGUCCUUUGUUACCACUUUUGAUGGCAGACGGUAUCGCUUUCAUGGAAGCUGCGUAUACUUAUUAGCUCAGAUGACAUGUGGAACACACUCACUGACUGUUGAUGGUGACUUUGCAAGCUCUAGUUGUUCAAGUACUGCAACUGCAUUACAAAGGAUUAUAUUUAAAACAUUAAAGGACACAAUUACAGUGGAAAAGAACUCUGAAGUACAGAUUGAUGGUUUAACUAGAGCCCUGCCUUACUAUGCAGAUGAAAUUGAAAUUGUCAAGGAAUCUUCAGCAUCCAUCAGAGUGUCUUUCAGCUUUGGAGUGUCUGCAUAUAUCAAACUGCAUGGAGUUCUCUCUGCUUAUAUUUUUGUACCUCAAACAGCGUGUGACACAGUGGGGCUCUGUGGAACAUUCAACAAUGAUGUCAGCGAUGACUUUCUCACCAGCUCAGGAAUAAUCGAAGGAGUUGCAAGUAGUUUUGUGGAUUCCUGGAGGCUUGCCACUUGUUUGCCAAGUACUGAUAAUUUAGUAGACCCAUGCUCUAGAAGUUACAACAAUAAGCUGUAUGCACUCAAGUCCUGCAGUAUACUCUUAAAUAAAGCCUCUGCGUUUAGCAAAUGCCACGCCUUCGUGGACCCUGCAGAUCAUUAUCAGAGAUGUUUGUAUCAGGCAUGUACCUACUGUGACAUCCAUGCUUUCACAUGUGACGCCCUGAGAGCCUAUGCACAAGAAUGUGCCUUCAAAGGACUAACCCUUUACAAAUGGAGAGAUGCAGCAAAGUGCCCAUUCGUCUGUACCAAAACAAAUAUGGUCUUCACUUAUGAUGCAAAUCUUUCAAAUGCAUCCUGCCUUUAUUUGCCCUCUACAAGCAGCAAUCCUAACAGCUAUGACUUUCCAGUUGAGGGAUGUGUCUGUAAAGCAGGUUAUUACCUGGACCACGAAGACAACUGUGUAGAGAAACGCCGCUGCCCAUGUUUACUGCCUAAUGGUAGCAUUCUAGCAAGUAACAGAUCAAAAAUAAUUGGAGAGGAGGAAUGCACCUGCAGCUAUGGAAACUUAACGUGCCAACCUGUCAUUUUCUUAAAUAUUGGAGGAAAAUGUAUUGCUUCACAGUACUACUACCAAUGUCCUGCUCCACCACAGUCUGGUGAAUAUGGAGCAGCAUGCCAAAGCACAUGCCAGAUACAACUACCUGGAGUAAAAUGCCAUGCUUCCACAUGCAAAUCUGGAUGUGUCUGCCCCUCUGGACUCUACCUGAAUGAAGAAACAGAAUGUGUAAAACCAAAUGAAUGUUCAUGUAUGUUUGCUGGAGAAUAUUUUAGAAAUGGAAUGACUAUGACCAGUGGCUGCCAACAAUGCAAAUGCAGAGGAGGCAAAUGGGACUGCAGGCUUAAUUCAAGGUGCCCUGGGACGUGUGUUUUAUAUGAGUCGGGCACUGUUUUUACAUUUGAUGGCAAGCAGUAUGUAUUUAAUGGUGUCUGUACAUACACGCUACUUCAGGACAGAUGCGUUGGGGUUGGUAAACGUUCGUCAAUUCAUAUGAAAGUUCAAAGAAGCAUUCACAGUAGAUCAGGAAGCAUAUCCACCACAGCUGUCUGGAUUGAGUUGAGGCAAUGCACUAUUGAGAUCAGAGGAAAAGAUCAAAUAUUCAUAACUUCAUAUGCACACAACUGUGCUCAGAUUUUCAAAAACAAUAUUUCUACAAUAGUGUUUGUUGAAACAGAUCAUUUCCAUGUAAACGUUAUUAUUUACGACCUACUAACUAUUAUCAUCAAGGUCUCCCGAUUAACACAGCACAAAUUAUGUGGUCUGUGUGGCAACUUUAACGGACUGAUGAAGGAUGACCUUAUUACAAGCAGUGGAACCCUUGAAGGCAGCACAAUUGCAUUUACUAAUUCAUGGAAAAAUGACCCAUUAUGUGCUGAUGCCACCGACGUGGAAGAGCCAUGCAAAGAUAACCCUGACCGUUUGGCAUGGGUAGAAAAACAGUGUGCAGUUAUCCUCAGUGAUGUCUUUGUUCCAUGCCAUUCAAGAGUUUAUUCUCAUACAUACUAUCAUGCCUGUGUCCGUGAUGCCUGUGGAUGUGACGCUGGAGGGGACUGUAACUGUCUCUGUGCAGCCAUAGCUGUGUAUGCUAAAGCAUGUUUAGAUGCUGGGGUCUGCAUUGACUGGAGAACUCCUGAUCUCUGUCCGGUUUACUGUGACUAUUACAACCAACAUUCUGCAAGUGGUCGGCUGUACAGUAAAAAAAGGAGAAAUGAAGACCACUGCAUUUGGCAUUACAGACCUUGUCAGUGUUCACAUUAUAAGUCUGUGAGCUUUGAAAAUACUGAAGGAUGCUACCGAUGUGAAAAAGAUGAAUAUUUUGAUCAUGUGCGAAAUCGCUGUACUCCUUGUGUUAAAAUGAACGUACCUCCAAGAAAACAAACAAUUAAAGGUAUGACUGGUCUUUAUCUACUUAUUAAACCUAUAAGGUAUAUUCCUUUUGUAAGUUAA